AUGUCCUGUCGACAUUGUGGUACCAGUGAGAAAUCUACGCCAAUGAUGCGUCGAGGACCAGAAGGACCUAGGACCCUUUGCAAUGCAUGUGGACUGAUGUGGGCAAAUAAGGGAACUCUGAGGGACCUCUCAAGAGCAGCCUCCCAAUCAGGACAGAAUCCUUCCUUGACCCAAAAUGAGGGGAGGAUUUCAGAGAUUGAUGGUAGUUUCAUGUAUUGGGCCGUCUCAUUGACACGUGGGGACUUGAAGGAAAGUGGGAAGGGUAAUUCACUCCGUAGUCCCAACCACGAGACAAAGUCCUAG
Molecule: messenger RNA, 303 nt
Organism: Thlaspi arvense
Lineage: Eukaryota; Viridiplantae; Streptophyta; Magnoliopsida; Brassicales; Brassicaceae
Source: the annotation of a GenBank genome assembly